GGUCCUGCUGUGGGGAAGUCUGCCAGACUAGGUCUAAGCUCACCGCCUGGGUCACAGCUAUGUUGUCUAAGACUCUGCUGCUCAUCCUCGGUGUGCUGUUGCUGCUGUCCCUAGCCCAGGGAGGGGUCCAGCGAAAACGGAGAUAUGAAGUCCAAAGUCGCUCCGAGGUCAAGGAGUGCGAGAGGAAGCCCAAAUUGUAUCUGUGCAGACGCCACUGUGAAUCGGACCAAGAUUGUCAAGCCAAUAACAUUUGCUGCUCCACCACGUGCGGGAACGUUUGCGUGAACCUGCUGGAUAAUAGUGUGUGGGAGACGCCUGUCACCCCUCCCCCGGACAUCGUCUACCCGGAGAGCGGCUCCCAGCCCAGCUUUGAAGGAGAUAUGGUUCUGCCCACGUCUCCCUUGUCCCCUUUCUCCACUGCCGCUGAUAAAUAAACCAGAAGGAAUGUUGCAGCACCUGCCGUCUUCA
Molecule: messenger RNA, 468 nt
Organism: Rattus norvegicus (Norway rat)
Lineage: Eukaryota; Metazoa; Chordata; Mammalia; Rodentia; Muridae
Gene: Wfdc10a
Product: WAP four-disulfide core domain 10A
Exons: 2
Coding region: 60-434 (124 amino acids)
Cellular component (GO): extracellular region
Molecular function (GO): peptidase inhibitor activity
Source: RefSeq, marked provisional